AUGGUCAGCGAUUCUGUCAUUCAUGCCGUCGCUGGUGCAGCAGGUGGCGUCGUAGCCAUGACGGUUACAUACCCCCUCAUCUUCCUCUCAACCCGAACGGCGGUUGAGACGAAGACGACCCACAAGUCCACGUAUGAAGCCGUUGUAGACAUUAUAAAACGCGAAGGCGUAUUAGGCCUGUACAGCGGGCUUAACUCCAGUUUACUUGGUAUCGCCGUGAGCAACGGUAUCUACUACUACUUCUACGAGCGAACAAAGGGUGCAAUUGUCAGCGCCAGGGGCCACCGGGGAACGAAGGCACUGACCACUCUCGAGGCCAUGCUCGCAGGCCUCAUCGCCGGCUCCUCGACGACGAUCAUCAGCAACCCCAUCUGGGUCAUACAGACCUCGCAGGCAGUGCACACGAUGGAACAGUCGCCCGAGGACCCCUCCGCCCCGCGCCCGGUCAUCAAGCGCCUGGGUUUUGUUGAGACCGUCCAGCAUAUCCUGCGCAAGGACGGCAUUGGCGCAUUCUGGCGCGGCAUCGGUCCCGCGCUCGUGCUUGUGAUUAACCCCGUGCUGCAAUACACUAUAUUUGAGCAGCUGAAGAACCUGCUGGUGAAGCGCCGGACGGCAAAGCUGAGGGCCGCUGGCGGUGCUGCUGCGGCCAUCGCUGUACUCACAGAUUGGGAUUACUUUAUCCUCGGUGCCCUUUCGAAACUAGUGGCGACGUCGUCCACGUAUCCGUACAUUGUCAUGAAGAGCAGACUGCAAGCGGGUCAAGCCCACGCUCUGAAGUACAAAUCGUCACUGGAUGGUAUCCUGACUAUCAUUAAGGACGAAGGUAUCGAAGGCUUGUACAAGGGGAUUGGCAGCAAGCUCGUGCAGAGCGUGUUGACGGCAGCGAUUUUGUUCAUGGGACAAAGGAGAAUAUAUGAAAUCACAAAGAAGGCCGUAACGCCUUUGGCGAACUGA
Molecule: messenger RNA, 954 nt
Organism: Sparassis crispa
Lineage: Eukaryota; Fungi; Basidiomycota; Agaricomycetes; Polyporales; Sparassidaceae
Product: Peroxisomal membrane protein
Exons: 7
Coding region: 1-954 (317 amino acids)
Cellular component (GO): peroxisomal membrane
Molecular function (GO): ADP transmembrane transporter activity; FAD transmembrane transporter activity; coenzyme A transmembrane transporter activity
Source: RefSeq, a predicted model, not a curated record